Molecule: messenger RNA, 1113 nt
Organism: Penicillium samsonianum
Lineage: Eukaryota; Fungi; Ascomycota; Eurotiomycetes; Eurotiales; Aspergillaceae
Product: transposase
Exons: 2
Coding region: 1-1113 (370 amino acids)
Biological process (GO): regulation of DNA-templated transcription
Source: RefSeq, a predicted model, not a curated record
AUGGCCUCUCUAAGCCUUGAUUACCUGGAUUCGGAUCUAGAUUCCGACCCUGAGGUCAUUCCCGAGUCCCCACCCGCCCUGCCAAGCACCCUGCCAAGCCCGGAGAUAGGCACCGAGCCAAUCAACCUACCAAGCACCGAGAUACCCCUUCCCCCUCUCGACCAGUCAUAUGCCACACCAGAGGCUGGGAUCACUGCUAUCAAUGACCAUGGCCGCGUCUAUGGUUAUGCAGUGAUAAGCCGACGUUCAAAACGUACGAAGAAAGGUGUUAAGAAGACUAUUCGGCUGUCCUGUGAUCGAUGGCGAACGAUCCCUCCAGAAACCCAGGAUGAUCUUUCUGUUCCUGAUACGAAUCUUUCUCAGCAAAUCAAGCAAGGUAUCCCUACCCGUCGGAUUCUUACCAAGCUCCGAGAGAGUGAUCUAGAUUCUUCCCUUACACCCCGUGAUAUCUACAAUUUUCGGAAGAAGAUUAAUAUGGAAUUUCUCGCCGGCCGUACGCCUCUUCAGGCAUUGUUGAUAGAGCUCCCGAAGGGUAGAGAAUGGAUCUUUAGAUACGAAGUCGACGAUGAUAACCAUGUGACCGCGUUAUUUUGUAUGCACAAAUCGAGUGUUAUAAUGCUAAAAUUGAAUCCCUGGGUUAUCUCGAUGGACUGCACGUAUAAGACUAAUCGGUACGGUUUACCUCUCCUUGACAUUGUUGGUUUUGCUUCUACCGGAUUAACCUUUCAUAUUGGCUUUGCCUUUAUAAAGGAUAAAAAGGACGAUAGCUAUGAAGUUGUUUUAAAUUGUCUUGCUGAGGCCUAUGAUUCCCUAGGUCUUGAAUACCCCCAUACGAUUCUUACGGAUAAAGAACAAGCGUUAAUGGAUGCUAUCGACACCGUGUUCCCGAAUACGAAAGGUAUGCUUUGUAUCUGGCAUAUUAACAUAUACAUCUUAAAGAAAGCUCGACCAAUUCUCUCCGACCAGAUCGCUAAAGCUCGACGAGAAGCCAGCACCCAGUCAACCAACCAGUCAACCACCCAGGAGAGCACUCAGCAGAGCACCCAGUCAGCCUCCCGGCGGAGAACAAAAGCCGAAUUAGAGGAGGAACGUCGCCAACUUGAUAAAGGCUAG